This is a messenger RNA of Coregonus clupeaformis (lake whitefish), 3185 nucleotides long. RefSeq names its product TBK1 binding protein 1 (gene tbkbp1). The transcript has 9 exons. Gene Ontology annotation, cellular component: cytoplasm. Gene Ontology annotation, biological process: canonical NF-kappaB signal transduction. The coding region runs from base 11 to 1948 and encodes 645 amino acids. Lineage: Eukaryota; Metazoa; Chordata; Actinopteri; Salmoniformes; Salmonidae. The record is from RefSeq and is a predicted model, not a curated record.
GCUCUGAGCGAUGGAGUCUCUAUUCGGCGGUGAGCUGAGGCUGCUGGGAGGUGGCGAGGGCUUAAAGGAGGACGGCUGUGGCGACGUGGGCUGGUCCUCCUCACCUCUCCCUGAAGACAUGUACUCCGCCUCCCACUUCACCCUCAUCAGCGCUUACCAGGACAUCAAAACACGGCUGGCGGGCCUGGAGAGAGAGAACAGCGGUAUUAAGAGGAAGCUCAAGAUCUACGAGAUCAAGUUCCCAAUGAUCAGUGAGUUUGGGGAGGACAGGAACUCCUACUGCAGCUUUGAAUCCAAGGAGACGACACUGCUGCAGUCAGAGAACGGCAACCUGCAGCAGAGAGUCAACGCCCUCACUCACGAGGCCCAGAAGAGGAAGGAGCGCGAGGAGCAGCUGGAGGAUGUGAUUCAGGCCUAUGAGAAAAUCCACAUGGAGAAGAGCAUCCUCCAGAGAGACCUGGACAAAAUGACCAGUCUAGUGGAGAAACACGUGGAGCGUAUCCUGGGUUUGGAGUCUGCUCUGAGACAGAGGGACAACUCGCUACAGAAGCUCAACACCCAGCUACACAGCAAGGACAUCCAAUACCUGCAGCUGUACAGCCCAGACAAUGACAUGCUGGAUUGUCCUGCGCUGACCUUGCAGAACUCUCGUAGUCUAGACACUCUGUCAGACCUGAAGCUGCAGCGUCUGGAGGCAGAGCUAGAGGGGGCGCGGCACCAGGCCCAGGGGGCGUGUCAGAGGGAACAGGAAGUGAAGGCAGAGUGUGAGAGACUGCAGGAGGAGCUGAAACAGAUCCAGAACAACCACAUAGAGAGGGAAAUGACUUCGUCGUGUGAGCAGUGUGAUGUGGAGUGGAUCAAGAAGGUGGGAGAUGAGCAGGUGAAUUUGGCACUGGCCUACACAGAGCUAACUGAGGAGUUGGUACGUCUGCAGGCACUGAGCUUCAAACAGAAAGAGAUCCUGAGGAAGACCUCCCAGGAGCAGCAUAGCCCAGUCCAACGCCACUCCCACCCCCCAUCUCCCAUUCAUCACCAACGCCACUCCCCUGUGCCCCAGCGCCACUCCCCCAUCCCCAAACGCCACUCCCCCAUCCCGCCCCAGCACCACUCCCCCAUCCCCCAGCGUCGCUCCCCUGUUCUCCAGCCACAGCACCUCUCCCCGGACAUGCACCGCCGCUCACCCCUGCUGGAUAUUAAUGAUGGGCCUGCCUCCUACUCCUGCCGGCCAGCCAGCCACCACCUGAGGGCCAGCUUCCAGGGCCGCCGCAGCUACUCCGAGGUGGCUGACCCUUCUGCCUACCAGCGGCCACCGCGCCUCAGCAUGGACCCUGUGUCCACCCUGCCCAAGCCCCGGCCCUACAGGGACUCCAGCUACUCCAAGCAGCAUCAGCAGCACCAUGGAGGCUCCCAGCAUGGGGGGUCCCCCCACAGAGGAGGCCAGCUCCGAGGUUCCCAGUCUGAGCUGCAGAGGGCAGGCAGCGAGGUGGGCCUCCACGAAAGUUCCCGCCACUCCCGAGAGCUUCCCUUCCCCCUGUCCGAGGUCUCUCCCAGGUCUCACCUGCACUUUGAGCCCCUGCCACCCCCCACACCCGCCCCCCAGCCGCCACAGUCCUCUGAAGACGAGGAGGAGUGGACCUGUCCGCACCCCGUCAGCCCCCCACGGACGCUGGGCGUGCCCAACAAUGUGUCGCCUCAUGGGGUCAUGAGAGGGCCGGCGUCCUGCUCGGCCUUCCCUAUCCCAUCCAGACCCAACACCCUGACCUGCCACCCACCAGGUUACCUGCACGCAGAGCACGCCCAAUCCUGGCCCUCUAUCAAUCUGUGGAUGGAGACAGAAGAGAGUGACAUGAGGAGCUGCCCUCUGUGCCAGCUGAUCUUCCCCAUUGGUUACCCUGACGACGCCCUCAUCAAGCACAUCGACUCGCACCUUGAGAACAGCAAGAUCUGAUCGCCAUGGCAGCACUGCACCCUCUUUUUAGUUGCUACUAUUUUAAACUUAUAUUGUGGAGUUAUUUUAGGUUUUGUUUGGUUUUUAAGCUGGCUGGCUUUUGUUUGACAAGACUUGAGAGGGCUUUUUGUGGGCUUAUUAGCAUGUUUGGGAAAAAUAGGUGGUUUAAAAAAUGACAUGGAUGGCGUUGAGGUUCAUGACAGACAAUUUCCUUGACAGAUGCAAGAUCAGGGACAUUCCAGGCACCUUGCAGUCCAUCUGUUUUUAUAUCUCACACUUUAACGGUACUACUUGCUGUAAUGCGGCCUGCUUUACUUGCCUCUCUAACUAUGUACAGCAAUACAGACCAACCACAAUGAAUUCCUGGAAUUAUUUGGGUGACUCUAAUGGAUAGAUCCAGUCUGUUUGUUCUUCAGGGCUUGACGAUGUGCAGUCAGAGGUCAGAGUUAUGUUAUGAAGAGAGGAUGGCAGUGUUAAUUGUGUGUAGAUAUGAAUUUGUCCUGCAGGGCGGGGCAUGUAGUUGGCGUGACGACCUCGCUGUAGUGGAGCGGAAGGAACGCAUAGACAGAUUAUCUUUAUGCUUGUGGCCUGAUCAGAACUCUAUAUGAAUCUUAGCACCUUAAGUUAACCUAAAUGAGCCUACAUUCAAGCAUAAUUUCACCCCUAUAUUUUCCAUUUAAUGUAUCAUUUGAUAUAUCUGUUCAGUUACAAGUAAAAAAGAUCUGAACAUAUAUUUUCAUAUUUUUUUGUUUUAUGUUAAUGUGUCACACGUGUCUUAUGUUGGUGACAUUUCACCCUCACAAGCUUGCACACAGCUGUAUAUAGAUAGUAGGACAUGAGGUGUUCUGAUAGGGAAGAGAGCAUGGAAAAUAUUUGUAUAUGAUAACAGUGAUUCAACUGGGAGUCUCUUUAGUCUUCCUGAAGAACCGACCUGCAAACACUUAUGGUGAUACAGUAUUUAUCACUUUUGUCCAAAAGAAAACAUUUCUCAAUCCUUACAGUCCAACACUGGCACACUUAGUAUUUUAUAUCUUAUACAUAGAUAUCUCAAAUAUAACCUCCAAAAUUCAGAGUGAGUGUUUGAGGGUAAUAUUAUGGAAUCACUUUUUUUGUUGAGUCGAAUAUGUUGUACAUAAUUGGUAUCUGACAUUUUGGUGAGACACAGUGGCUGCGUUUACACAGGCCAAAACACACACACACAAAUCUAUUUUUUAAAAAUAAUAAUUUUUACUAAUUG